AUGCAGGAGAGUAAGUGCGGAGGAGGACGGCUCCUGCAGCUGUUUCUGCUGGCCCAGCUGUGUCUCUGCGCCCUACUCGGAGAAGCCGCAGAGGUUCUGGACAGCGGAGAGGUUCGACCCACCGAACCCAGAACCAGCAGAGCCAAAAGGAGGGGAGGGACGGACGUGCUCGGAGGACCCAACGUGUGCGGCUCAAGGAACAAUGCUUAUUGCUGCCCAGGCUGGAAGACUCUGACUGGGGGAAACAAGUGCAUUGUCCCCAUAUGUCGCAGCAGUUGCGGAGAUGGUUUCUGCUCCAGACCCAACUUGUGCACCUGCCCCACUGGCCAAAUCGCCACAACUUGUGGAUCCAAAUCAGUCCAGCACUGUAGCAUCCGCUGCAUGAAUGGGGGCUCAUGUGCUGAGGACCACUGCCUCUGUCAGAAAGGCUACGUGGGAAACCACUGUGGUCAACCGGUGUGUGAAAAUGGCUGCCUUAAUGGAGGAAGGUGUGUGGCUCCCAACAGAUGUGUGUGUACCUACGGCUUCACCGGAGCUCAGUGCGAGAGAGACUAUCGGACGGGUCCAUGCUUCGCCUCAGUGAACAAACAGAUGUGUCAAGGGCAGAUCACUGGCAUUGUGUGCACAAAGACUUUGUGCUGUGCCACAGUAGGACGGGCAUGGGGUCACCCUUGCGAAAUGUGCCCAGCCCAGCCUCACCCUUGCCGGAGAGGCUUUAUACCAAACCACCGCACAGGAGCAUGCCAAGAUGUGGAUGAGUGCCAGGCAAUCCCUGGCAUCUGUCAGGGAGGAAACUGUAUCAACACUGUGGGAUCCUUUGAAUGUAAAUGUCCCGCUGGGCAUAAAUUCAAUGAGAUUUCACAGAAAUGUGACGAUCUUGAUGAGUGUUCCAACAUUCCGGGUGUCUGUGGCAUCGGUGAAUGCUCCAACACUGUCGGCAGCUACUUCUGCAAGUGUCCUCAGGGCUACUAUGCUACACUGGAUGGCUCCAGGUGUAUAGAUGCUCGUGGAGGUUACUGUUUCGCCAGCUUGCUGAACGGGCGCUGUGCCAACCAAAAUUCACAGCUCUUGACCAAAAUGCAGUGCUGCUGUGAUAGCGGGCGAUGCUGGUCCGAUGGCUCUGUCCCAGAAAUGUGCCCGAUUCGUGGAGCAGAAGAGUACCAGAAACUGUGCAUCCAGUUCCCCGAUGUUAACGGUGGGGGCAACAUACCUGGACGUGGACCCGGGGGUCCGGACUUCCCAGGAAUAUACCCAUAUAACCCAGGCCAAACAGGCCCAGGAGAUGGACCAGGACCGGGUCGGACACCGGGUCGCCUCCCAGAAUUUCCGCCGGGUCGAACCCCACAAGGCCCAGAUUUUCCAGGACAACUACCCAUACAGCCUCCUCCAGAUGGGCCUGGACUUAUCAUCCAGACCCAGAAUAUCACCAACAUUUGCCACGCCUAUCGCAACCUCUGCCCAAAUGGCCGAUGUAUCCCCCUGCCGGGCGUUAAUUACCGCUGCGAGUGCAACAUGGGCUUCACACUGGACCUGAGGAACGUGUGCAUUGAUGAGGAUGAAUGUGAGAGAAGCCCUUGCGUGCACGGAGAAUGUGUAAACACCCCCGGGUCUUACAUGUGUCGAUGUCCCGUGGGAUUCCAGUCCACAGCAACCAAGACCGAGUGCCGAGAUCUGGACGAGUGUGUCGCCAAUGGUCGCAUCUGCAACAACGGUCGCUGUGCCAACACAGAGGGCAGCUUCCACUGCGUCUGCAACGCUGGCUUUGAGCUCUCAGCUGAUGGCAAAAACUGUCAAGACCAAGAUGAAUGUCUCAUUCGAAACAUGUGUCUCAACGGACUGUGCAUCAAUGAGGAUGGCAGCUUCAAAUGCAUCUGUAAACCUGGCUACCUUCUUGCUUCCAGUGGGCGCAUGUGCAUAGACAUUGAUGAAUGUGAGACUCCCGGUAUGUGUAUGAACGGCCACUGUGUCAACACGGAGGGAUCUUUCCGCUGCGAAUGCAUGUCAGGGAUGGCAGUUGGCCUGGACGGACGGGUCUGUGUUGACACACACAUGCGCAGCUCAUGUUAUGGCGGUUACAAGCGAGGCCAGUGUGUUCGGCCUUUAUUUGGAGCUGUGACCAAAUCUGAGUGCUGCUGUGCCAGCAUUGAGUACGCCUACGGGGAGCCCUGCCAACCUUGUCCACCACAAAACUCUGCUGAGUUCCUGGCUUUGUGUCCAAAUGGCAUCGGCACAACUGGAGAUGGAAGAGAUAUUAAUGAAUGCGCACUUGAUCCCGAUGUGUGCCAGAAUGGCGUGUGUGAGAACGCGCUAAGAACGUACAAAUGUGCCUGCAAUGUAGGUUUUGAGGUCGACCUGACGGGCAAAAACUGUGUCGAUAUUGAUGAAUGUCUAAUGAACAGUCAGUUGUGUGACAAUGGCCUAUGCAGAAACACACCGGGAAGUUUCACCUGUCAGUGUCCUAAAGGAUUCAAUUUCAAUCCGGAAAAAGACAUCUGUGAAGAUGUGGAUGAGUGUUUGUCUAGCCCAUGUGUGAAUGCAGACUGCGUGAACAGCAAAGGGUCCUUUGUGUGCUUGUGUUCAACGGGUAGUUCACUAGACAACACAGGGCUUGAGUGUAUUGAAACAAGCAAAAGCACUUGCUGGCUGAAAAUGAUAAAUGAUCGCUGUGAAGUCAACAUCAAUGGCGCAACGCUCAAGUCUCACUGCUGUGCCACACUCGGAGUAGCCUGGAACAGCCCUUGUGCCAAAUGUGAAAAAGAUCCCAUCUGUGGUAAAGGCCUCGCGAGAGUCCGAGGAAAUGUGUGUGAAGAUGUGGAUGAAUGUGAAGUCUUUCCAGGAGUGUGUAUCAAUGGCAAGUGUGUUAACACACAUGGCUCCUUUUUCUGUCAAUGUCCUCACGGAAUGACGGUUGAUAUCAGCGGUAGAACGUGUAUUGACUUGCGCACAGAGCAGUGCUACCUAACGCAUGAGGAUGAACGCUGUGGAGCUCCUAUUGCGGGCAAACACCGCGUGGAUGCUUGUUGUUGCUCAGUGGGAGUGGCCUGGGGCCCAGAGUGUGACGAAUGUCCAGAGAAAGGUACUCCCGAGUAUGCUCAGCUGUGCCCUCGUGGACCAGGCUUCUCCCAUCGUGGUGAUGUCAUCAAUGGAAGACCCUUUCUUAAAGAUAUAAACGAGUGCAGAAUGAUAAACACGCUUUGUUCAAACGGGAAGUGUAGGAACACCAUCGGAAGCUUCCGUUGUCGGUGUGAUAAUGGCUACGCGUUGGAUUCGGAUGAGAGAAACUGCACUGACAUCGACGAGUGCCGCAUCUCUCCCGACUUGUGUGGACAGGGGCGCUGUGUCAACACUCCAGGAGACUUUGAAUGCGAGUGUUUUGAAGGAUAUGAGAGUGGCUUCAUGAUGAUGAAAAACUGCAUGGACAUUGACGAGUGUGAACGCAAUCCCCUGCUAUGUCGGGGAGGCGAUUGCGUCAACAACGAAGGCAGCUUCCAGUGCGUGUGCCCCGACGGACACGAGAUCGCUCCCGAUGGCUCGGCCUGUCUAGACAUCAAUGAAUGCGAACUGAGCGACAGGCUUUGCAGGCACGGCCAAUGUGUCAACAUGAUUGGACGCUACCAGUGUGUCUGUGACACAGGUUACAAAUCUACCGAGGACCGACUGGACUGUGUGGACAUUGACGAGUGCACCAUUGAAAAUGGAGGGUGUGAAGCUUUUUGCACUAACUCAGAGGGCAGUUACGAAUGUAGCUGCCAUAGUGGAUAUGCUCUGAUGCCCGAUCAGAGAAGCUGCACAGACAUUGAUGAGUGUGAGGAGAGUCCAGACAUCUGCGACGGAGGCCAGUGUACCAACACGCCAGGGACUUACCAGUGUCUCUGCUUCGAUGGCUUCAUGUCAUCUGAGGACAUGAAGACCUGCCUGGAUGUGGAUGAGUGUGAGCUCAACCCCAACAUCUGUCUGAGUGGUAACUGUGAGAACACAAAGGGAUCCUUCAUCUGUCACUGUGAGCUGGGGUACUCAGUACGAAAAGGAACCACAGGCUGCACAGAUAUCAAUGAGUGUGAAAUUGGAGCGCACAACUGUGAUAGACAUGCAACGUGCACCAAUACAGCAGGUAGCUUCAAAUGCAACUGCGCUCCUGGAUGGAUUGGCGAUGGAAUUAAAUGCACAGACCUGAAUGAGUGUGCCAACGGGACACACCAGUGCAGCAACAACGCCGAAUGUCUCAACACUAUGGGCUCGUACCGUUGCGCAUGCAAGGAAGGAUUUUCUGGGGACGGCUUCUAUUGCACAGACAGUGACGAGUGCGCAGAGAAUGGAAAUCUAUGUGAGAGUGGCCACUGUCUGAACAUGCCUGGUGGCUACCGGUGUGAAUGCGACAUGGGCUUCAUCCCCACCGCUGAUGGCAAAGCUUGUGAGGACAUAGAUGAAUGUAGCUUUGCUGACAUCUGUGUCAAUGGACGCUGCAAGAACAUUCCAGGCCUUUUCAGAUGUGAAUGUCAAAUUGGCUAUGAGCUAGACAGCAGUGGAGGAAACUGCACAGACAUCAAUGAAUGUGCAGACCCAACCAUUUGCAUUAAUGGAGUUUGUGUUAAUAUACCUGGAAGCUACCAUUGUAAUUGCCCCACUGACUUUGAACUUAACCCAACUAGGGUGGGAUGUGUUGACACUCGUUCAGGAAGCUGCUUCCGGGACGUGCGCCAACGAGGAGACUCAUCGGAGAGCUUGGACUGCUCCAAUGAGAUUGGAGUUGGGGUUUCGAAGGCCUCUUGUUGCUGUUCUCUGGGCCACGCUUGGGGAAAUCCGUGUGAAUUGUGCCCACCUCUAAACUCAACGGGGUAUAAGACCCUGUGUCCAGGUGGCGAAGGCUUCAGACCCAAUCCCAUCACUGUCAUCUUGGAAGACAUCAAUGAGUGCCAGGAACUUCCAGGCUUGUGUCAGGGAGGAGAAUGCAUCAAUACCUUUGGGAGCUUUCAGUGUGAAUGUCCGAGAGGAUUUGCAUUGAACCAAGAGACCAGGGUCUGUGAAGAUAUCAACGAAUGUGAGAAUCCAGGAAUAUGCGGGCCAGGCCAGUGCUACAACACCAUCGGAAACUAUACCUGCAUCUGUCCUGUGGACUACAUGCAAGUCAAUGGAGGCAACAAUUGCAUGGAUAUGAGGAAAAGUUACUGCUACAGGAACUUUUACUCUGACAACAGAACAUGUGAUGGAGAGCUUACCUUCAACAUGACCAAAAAGAAGUGCUGCUGCGCCUACAACAUUGGUCGUGCAUGGAAUAAACCUUGUGAACAGUGUCCUGUGCCCAGCAGCGACGAAUUUGCCAUCCUGUGCGGCAGCGAAAGGCCGGGAUACUAUAUCGACAUCACAACUGGACGAGUUGUUGAUAUUGACGAAUGCAGGGAAAUACCAGGUGUGUGCGAAAAUGGAGUAUGCAUCAACAUGAUUGGUAGCUUCCGAUGCGAGUGCCCCAUAGGCUUCAUCUACAAUGAUAAGCUACUGAUUUGUGAAGAUAUUGAUGAGUGUCAGAAUGGGCCUGUGUGCACACAGAAUGCAGCCUGCUUAAACAUGCCCGGAAGCUAUCGCUGCGAGUGCAAAACUGGAUAUCGGCUUACUCCGACAGGACAAUGCCUAGAUCGUAAUGAAUGUUCGGAGAACAUCGGUGUUUGCAAUCCUGGUCAGUGCAUCGACACAGUGGGAAGCUACCGCUGCAUCUGCCCCAACGGAUAUAAAACCACCCGGGACCAGUCUAUGUGUGUUGACACGGACGAGUGCGCGCUACAACCUUGCGGCAACGGGACCUGUAAGAACACUGUGGGCUCGUACAAUUGCCUCUGCUAUCCUGGAUUUCAGAAUUCACACAACAGUGACUGUAUAGAUAUUGAUGAGUGCUCUAGCCAGAGGGGUCUCUGUCGUAACGGCCAGUGUGUGAAUACAGUGGGUGACUUCCUCUGCGUGUGCAGAGAUGGUUAUGAAAUUUCGCCAGACGGCAGACUGUGUGUAGAUAUAAACGAAUGUGUGGUAAACCCCAACACAUGCGGAGUUGGGACUUGUCUGAAUUUGGAUGGUUCACACAGAUGCAUUUGCCCACCUGGGUAUUAUCUCCAUGAGGAAACCUGUGAAGACAUUGACGAGUGUUCGCAGUCACCCGAGAUCUGUAUGUUUGGAACCUGCUCCAACACUGAGGGAAGUUUCACCUGUUUGUGCCCUGAGGGAUUCCAACUGUCUGCCUCUGGACGCAGAUGUUUAGAUGUACGCAUCAACUACUGCUAUACAAAGUUUGAAAAUGGGCACUGCCAGGUUCCAAAGCCUCAGAAUACUUCCAAAGAAGAAUGUUGCUGUACUGGAAUGCCUGGUCAAGGCUGGGGAGAUCCCUGUGAAAUCUGCCCUGGCAAGACAGAAGAGGGGUAUAGUGAUCUCUGUAAAAAUAAGGGAUAUCAACGUGGACUGGAUGAGGUUCCAAAAGAUAUUGACGAAUGCAUUAAUAACCCCUGUCAAAACGGCCAGUGCAUCAACACAGACGGUUCUUUCCGUUGUGAAUGUCCAAUGGGCUACAACCUAGACAUCAGUGGAGUUACUUGUGUAGACACUGAUGAAUGUGAUAUUGGCAACCCCUGCGGAAACGGCACAUGCACAAAUGUGAUUGGAGGUUUUGAGUGUGCAUGCGAGGACGGCUUUGAGCCUGGUCCCAUGAUGACCUGUGAAGACAUCAACGAGUGUGCUCAGAAUCCUCUGCUGUGUGCAUUCCGCUGUGUUAAUGUCGUGGGCUCCUACGAAUGUAAAUGUCCAACAGGAUAUGUGCUGCGUGAAGAUAAGAGGAUGUGUAAAGAUCAGAAUGAAUGUGAAGAUGGUCUAGAUGAUUGUGCCAGCAGAGGAAUGACCUGCAAAAACCUUAUUGGUACAUUUAUGUGCAUAUGCUCACCUGGAUACACACGCCACCCGGGUGGAGAUGGUUGCAUCGAUCUGAACGAAUGUGCAGCCAAACCGGGCAUCUGCAAGAACGGACGUUGUGAGAACACAGUGGGAAGCUAUCGUUGCCGAUGUGAUCAGGGAUUCGUAUCUAACCCCACACAAACAGAAUGCAUCGAUAACCGCGAGGGUCACUGUUUUACCGAGGUUCUGACGACUCUGUGUCAGAUGACAUCCAGUAACAGAAACAUGGUAACCAAGUCAGAGUGUUGCUGUGACGGAGGCAGGGGCUGGGGCAACAACUGUGAGCUUUGCCCGCUGCCUGGGACCUCCCAAUUCAAGAAAAUGUGUCCUCUGGGACCGGGGUACACAACUGAUGGCAGAGAUAUUGACGAGUGUCGCGUCAUGGGGAACUUGUGCAAGAACGGCCAGUGUGUCAACUCUCUAGGCUCAUACAAAUGCAUCUGCAAGAAUGGCUACACCACAGACAUCACUAGCACCAAGUGUGUGGAUGUGGAUGAGUGCAUACAGGCACCAAAGCCUUGCAACUUUAUCUGUAAGAACACAGAGGGAGGAUAUCUGUGCUCCUGCCCUCGCGGAUACAUCCUACAGGAAGACGGGAAGAGCUGCAGAGACUUGGACGAGUGCUCGACAAAACAGCACAACUGUCAGUUCCUGUGCGUGAACACAAUUGGCGGGUUCACUUGCAAAUGUCCACCUGGCUUUACCCAGCAUCACAGCGCCUGCAUUGACAACAACGAAUGUUCAACAGACCCGAAUCUUUGUGGCGUCAACGGUGUUUGCCAGAACACUCCAGGGAGUUUCAACUGCGACUGCCAGCGCGGGUUCUCUUUAGACCCCAAUGGACAGAGCUGUGAAGACAUGGACGAAUGUGACGGUAACCACAGGUGUCAGCAUGGCUGUCAGAACUUGGUGGGCGGGUACAGGUGCAGCUGUCCACAAGGUUAUCUUCAGCACUACCAGUGGAACCAGUGUGUUGAUGAGAAUGAGUGUCAGAACAGUCAAAUCUGCGGGGGAGCAUCGUGCCACAACACUCUGGGAAGCUUCCGCUGCCUCUGCCCCACAGGCUUCAACUACGAACAGGCUUCCGGAGGCUGCUCGGACGUCAACGAGUGCUCAACCGCACAGAACCCUUGCAAAUUCGGGUGCUCCAACACAGACGGGGGCUACCUCUGCGGUUGUCCCAAUGGAUACUACAGGGCGGGACAAGGGCACUGCGUCUCAGGGCUAGCCUUUGGUGGUGGUGACCAAAGUGCUGGACAGGGAGGAGAGGGGGAUGAAAAUUCUCUGUCUCCCGAGGCCUGCUAUGAGUGCAAAAUCAACGGCUAUCCCAAGAAGGGUCGCAAACGACGCAGCGCCAAUUCAACUCAGGAUGAGCUAGCAGAUGACAUGCAGACAUCUGAGAAUGAGGUGAUCAGCUUGGCCAGCAUGGACAUUGAGGACACCCUCCACCUCCACCUGAACAUCAGCGAACUGAACAACCGCGACCGAAUCCUGGAAUUCACGCCGGCGUUGUCCGCCCUCAGCGACCACGUGCGCUAUAGCAUCGACUAUGGGAACGAAGGGGGCUACUUCAAGAUCAACCAGAGGGAGGGCGUGAGCUACCUACACCUGAGCAAGAAGAAAACCUUGGCUCCGGGGGCAUACGACCUUCAGAUCAGCAGCGUCCCCCUGUACAGGAAGAAGGAGCUGACGGAGCUGGAGGAUCAACACGAUAAAGACUACCUCACAGGGCAGCUGGGGGACAUUCUGAGGAUGAAGGUGCAAAUCAUCCUGCAUUAA
Nerophis lumbriciformis (worm pipefish) is the source of this 8706-nucleotide messenger RNA. The record is from RefSeq and is a predicted model, not a curated record. Lineage: Eukaryota; Metazoa; Chordata; Actinopteri; Syngnathiformes; Syngnathidae.